AUGGAUUUCAACAGCAGCAGCCGGCAUUACAUUAGCAGUCGCCAUCGAGUAUUCACCGAAACUUCGAGAGCAACUCCGCUAUCAUUACUAUUGUUGCACUAUGACGAGUCCAGGACAGGCACCACCGGAGCCCUCUAUCCUAUUCUAUUGUCGUUGCGUUAUUCGCUUCCAGGUUUUGUGACGCGGUUCCAGUCCAAAUCGGGAAACUCGCAAAGUGGGCAGCUCGGAAAGUGUCUCGGCCGAGAGGUUACCCGCACCCAGACACCGCGACCGCUUAGAAGCAUGCUCCCCUAUUCCUGCUUUCGUUCUCGCUUUCUCUCUUUAGGGGCGGCUCUUGCGGCUGCCGCGGGGCGCGGUGGUCCUGUGUCCCCCGGCUCUGAUUGGUUCGUUGGAAGUGACGAUGUAUUUGGGUGUGAAGCCCUAAUUUGGGCAAAAGUUAGGGCUUGGUGUCACGUGAUACGGAAAAGGGUGGCACGUGACCGUUUUUUUCCUGUUUUUCUCUCUUCGAGCAGAAAAAAAUCGCUUACUUGA
Molecule: messenger RNA, 531 nt
Organism: Huiozyma naganishii CBS 8797
Lineage: Eukaryota; Fungi; Ascomycota; Saccharomycetes; Saccharomycetales; Saccharomycetaceae
Exons: 1
Coding region: 1-531 (176 amino acids)
Source: RefSeq, a predicted model, not a curated record